AUGCCAAACCCCUCUCAAUACGAAUCCAACCGGCGGUCCACUAUGUUCAGUCGCCAGCCAGAGGAACUCCAUAUCCCAUCAACCGGGCUAAUCAAUCCAAACCUGUCCCGUCAACCGGCCUCGCAUGACUAUCCCACCUCGCCGGACGCAGGGGCCCGGCUUCCUUCGAUCAACGUGCAAUCGAGUUUGCACUUCGGCGGCGAUGGCAACAACAGCAGCACUACUCUCCCAGGAGCCUUGCAGCCAGGUAAUCAAAACCGCCCGGCACCGGUGUCAAUAAACACCGCUCCGUCGGUCAUUCCUACCAUAUCUCAAUCAUCGUCACAAACCAAUCAUCGCGCCAGUAUGAUCAACUCACAUGGAAAUUCGCGUUCUAGCCCUGCGGGGUUCGACCAGUCGAUGUACAAACAACAUGGUGCGCCUGAUGGCUCGAAGUAUCCCUCGUCUCCCGGGGGGUAUCGCGCGCCUCACACCCCUCAGGGCAAGUACUCCCCUCUUGGUCUGGCAGAUAUCAGGCCGCCUGGUGAACACCUGUUGAAUGAGGGACUUAUGAGUCCCGGGUCAUCCUCGAUGCCUUACAACAAUGGAGACAAUCAGGUGCCGACAAACAGCAAUCACAUCGCACCAUGGCCUAUAUAUGCAGUGGAUUGGUGCAAAUGGCCGAUCACAGGGAAUUCAGGCUUUGGUGGAAAGCUAGCUUUGGGAAGCUACCUAGAAGACAGCCACAAUUAUAUUCAAAUUCUUGAUACGCACUGGUCGCAACCAGAUCCCGACACACCAGAUGCCACCGCAGGAGAGAUCAAACUGGAAUACGUCAAGACCGCCGAGGCGACUCAUUCCUAUCCUGUCACUCGCAUUCUCUGGGAGCCCCCGUCAUCUCAGAAGCAGUCGACUGAUUUGCUGGCCACAUCAGGAGACCAUCUUCGCCUAUGGUCAUUACCGAAUUCGCAGCCGCUCCCAAGCUCGAACUCGAUCACUCGCCCCAUGAACCAGCGAGACCAGGCUACCUCGAAGCUUUCACCAUUGGCCUUGCUGUCUAACUCAAAAUCUCCGGAGCACACUGCUCCUAUUACCUCUCUCGACUGGAAUACAAUUUCCCCAAGUCUGAUUAUUACCUCAAGCAUUGAUACAACUUGCACCAUUUGGGAUAUUCCCACUUUGACCGCAAAGACGCAACUGAUUGCCCAUGACAAGGAGGUGUACGACGUUCGAUUCUGCGCCAACAGUGUUGAUGUGUUUGUUAGUUGUGGCGCUGAUGGUAGCGUGCGAAUGUUUGACCUGCGAAGCCUUGAACACAGCACCAUCAUCUACGAACCGACCGACAAGAACGAGAAGCCAGUUAUGAGCCCUGGAGGCUCUAGCCCCCCUGCUCAAUCGCAGACGAAUGGCCUCUAUCCCCCACCUCUAUUGAGAAUCGCAGCAUCCCCCCAUGACGCCCAUCUCCUGGCAACCUUCUCCCAGGACUCCAGUGUCGUCCGUGUUCUCGAUGUCCGACAACCGGGCCAAGCUCUACUGGAACUAAAGGGCCACUCCGCAGCCCUGAACUGCGUAGAAUGGUCCCCCAGCCGCCGCGGCAUUCUCGCCUCCGGCGGUGACGAUAGUAUGGUUCUCCUCUGGGACCUGAUCAACCAGCACAACGCUGCACCGGUCGCUUCCCCUCCAGCCAUUACACCAGGAGCACCACCAACAACAACAUCCGAGCGCGGCCCAGCUGCCGUCUGGCAAAGCGAAUACGAAGUCUCCAACAUCAGUUGGUCACCACAGGGUGGGCCCAACCGCACCGGCCAACCACGGGAAUGGCUGGGAGUCUGCGGCGGACGAAACCUAACCGGCGUCGCGUUAUGA
Messenger RNA from Penicillium bovifimosum, 1845 nucleotides. RefSeq lists its product as uncharacterized. The transcript is spliced from 4 exons. Lineage: Eukaryota; Fungi; Ascomycota; Eurotiomycetes; Eurotiales; Aspergillaceae. Gene Ontology annotation, cellular component: nucleus. Gene Ontology annotation, molecular function: protein binding. The record is from RefSeq and is a predicted model, not a curated record. Bases 1 to 1845 code for a protein of 614 amino acids.